AUGCUCAGGCUUUCUUCUGUUUCCAAGGUUUAUCACGUUAGACCAUUUAGUGUUUUAUCCUCAUUAAAAGCAAGCACUGCUCCAAAGGGAGGGAAUUCUCAUAAGGGCAAUGGUUCUCAUCAUGUUGAAGUCAAAUGUGAAAAUAUGGAUGAGGCUCAGAGGGCUUAUUUGGAUCGUGUGAUCCGUGUGGAUCAAGCUGGUGAACUUGGUGCUAACUAUAUAUAUGCUGGUCAAAUUUUUAUUCUUUCUGAGAAACAUCCAAAUUUAAAACCGAUUUUAAAUCAUAUGUGGGAGCAAGAGAUUCACCAUCACAAUACAUUCAAUACUUUGCAAUUGAAACAUAGGGUCAGACCCUCCUUAAUUACUCCAUUCUGGAAAGCAGGUGCGUUCAUCAUGGGUUCAGGAACUGCUUUUAUAUCGCCGGAAGCUGCAAUGGCUUGUACCGAAGCUGUUGAAACGGUUAUCGGUGGUCAUUACAAUGAACAACUACGUUGUUUAAACAAUCAGUAUGAUUUGAAGAGGACUGAUGGUUCAGAAGGACAAAGUGAUGAGGUGAAGUCAUUAAUGAGUGUUAUCAAACAGUUCAGAGAUGAUGAAUUGGAACAUUUAGAUACCGCAAUUGCACAUGAUUCAAGAAAGGCGGUUCCUUAUAUUCUUCUUACUGAAGGUAUUAAAGCGGUUUGUAGAACAGCUAUCUGGACAGCUGAAAGAUAUUAG
Vanderwaltozyma polyspora DSM 70294 is the source of this 717-nucleotide messenger RNA. It is a transcript of the gene CAT5, whose product is annotated as putative monooxygenase CAT5. NCBI's taxonomy places the organism in Eukaryota, Fungi, Ascomycota, Saccharomycetes, Saccharomycetales, Saccharomycetaceae. The transcript has a single exon. Gene Ontology annotation, molecular function: 3-demethoxyubiquinol 3-hydroxylase activity. The record is from RefSeq and is a predicted model, not a curated record. Gene Ontology annotation, cellular component: mitochondrial inner membrane. The coding region runs from base 1 to 717 and encodes 238 amino acids. Gene Ontology annotation, biological process: ubiquinone biosynthetic process.